AUGCGUAUCCUUGGCUGUAUGAGCAACACCGGCGCCCUCGGCGAAGAAGAACGGGAACAACGCAAGGUCAACAAGCAGAUCGAUGAACAACUCCAAAAAGAAAAACAAGUCCUUCGAGCAACCCAUCGACUGCUGCUUCUCGGUGCUGGUGAAUCCGGCAAGUCCACCAUUGUGAAACAAAUGAGGAUCUUGCAUAUCAACGGAUUCAACGAAAAAGAAAAACGAGAAAAAAUUCAGGACAUCCGAAGGAAUGUCAGAGAUUCCAUCACGGUAAUUUUUGCGGCAAUACAUAGUCAAUAACGUGUUUUGAAAAACGUAAUCAAGAUGAUUGUAGGUGAUUGUAAAAUCAAUGUCCGAGAUCGAUCCCCCAGUCCAGCUAGAUAACCCCGAAAACGAAGCCAGCAAACGUUACAUUCUCGAUGAGGCCAACGAGCCCGACUUUGAAUAUCCUCAGGUAAUUUCAAAUCCAUAAUUGUCAUCUUAAUUACGCAACAUUUUUUCAGGUUUUUUACGACCACGCUAAGAAUCUUUGGGCGGACAAGGGAGUCCAGGCGUGUUUUGAACGCAGUAGUGAGUACCAGUUGAUCGACUGCGCCAAGUAUUUCCUCGACCGAAUCGACGAGGUCCGGAAUCCCGAAUACAAUCCUUCAGAACAAGAUAUCUUGCGUUGUCGUGUCAUGACUACGGGUAUUUUCGAAACAAAAUUUGAAGUGGAAAAAGUUCGGUUUCAGUAGGUUUUUAUGUCGAUUUUAAACAACAUUUCGAAUCUGUUUUCUUUUUCGUACUUUUCAUCAAUUUUCCUGAAAUUUUUUAGUAUGUUUGACGUCGGUGGACAGCGGGAUGAGCGACGAAAAUGGAUUCAAUGUUUCAACGACGUAACGGCCAUCAUCUUCGUAUGCGCUUCUUCAUCGUAUAACCUUGUUUUAUGGGAAGAUAACACCCAGAAUCGACUAAAGGAGAGUCUGGCGUUGUUCAGGAACAUCUGGAACAACCGAUGGCUGAAAACGAUAUCCGUCAUCCUCUUCCUCAACAAACAGGAUCUGCUGGCCGAAAAAAUCAAGACCGGUCGUUACAAGCUCGAGAAUUAUUUUCCGGAAUUUGCGAACUACCAGCUUCCGAACGACGCCGUUUUCACGCCUUCAGACGACUCCCAGGUGGUCAGAGCCAAAUAUUUUAUUCGGGGCGAAUUCCUGGUGAGUCUUUUUUACUUUUUUCUUUUUUUGGCCGGAGGGCUUAGCAUGUUCGAACUGGCUAAAAAUAGAAAUGGCGGUCUAUUUUUAGAAGUAAUUUUUUGGAAGCGGGGCUUUCUUUCCCUGCACGGCACAUUCCCCUUCUCGUUGAAAUUGUUUUUACCUUUUUCCUUUCUCUGGCACCCUCUCCCUUUCACACACUCUCCCAUUAAAUUCUGUUUACAAUUUAAAUAAUUUAAAUGAGUUUGGCGGCCAAAAAUGAGGGCCUACGGUUGACGACUGUUACACUUUGAAGUUGGAAGACAUGUUUGUUGGCUCAGAGAGGUCUUCAUGUGCGGGGUCAUUUUUAAUAUAAAACAAAGAUCUGUCAGUCAUUAUCCCAAAUUGGCCGAAAUUGGACCGAAAACAUACUCUGGUCUGUAAUUCCAAAUUAGGUGCGAUUACAGGACUGUUAUUGUUCCGUUCAUCAUUUCUUAUAUUACUUUUUAAGUACUAAAAACGGCUCAUCGUAUCUUUAGUGACUUCGGGGGAAACUUGAUAAGAGAGUCAAGAUAAGGAUGCUGCCAAAAAUAACUUUGAGGUUCUAUUUUAAAAGAAGCGUGCAGAAUUAAACAAAUUUGCAAGACAAAACCCCUCAGGGGAAAUUCGAAUUUCCAUAAUUGAUCCUCCUAUUUUUUGGGAUCAAUUUCUUCGAUUGUUUACGUCAUUAAAGUAAAGAUUGUUCAUGAUUUCAGAGGAUAUCAACCGCAUCAGGAGAGAAUCGGCAUCACUGUUAUCCCCAUUUCACAUGUGCUGUGGACACGGAGAACAUCAGGAGAGUGUUCAACGACUGUCGGGACAUCAUCCAACGGAUCCAUCUGCGGCAGUACGAGCUGUUGUAA
This is a messenger RNA of Bursaphelenchus xylophilus (pine wood nematode), 2071 nucleotides long. Lineage: Eukaryota; Metazoa; Nematoda; Chromadorea; Rhabditida; Aphelenchoididae. The record is from the annotation of a GenBank genome assembly.